UCAAAGUGUCUGCCGAGUUCUUCGAUGGAAGUAGCGGUCAAACCCGAUAUCGGCACAAUUAAAUACAAAUAAUAAUCUCGUCAACUGGUUCUUCUCUCUUUCGGACGGAGGAUGCAUUUCGAAUGGCAACGAACCGCUCGUGUCCAAAUUAGGAACGCUGCCGCCACCGGAUUACCACUCCAGGUGUUCCUGCCUCGCUGCUUUUUUCAAUUAUUGUGACUCUUCGACUUUUUUGUACUCCCGGCGACCAACUAUACAGCUAAAUGACCUUCGUGGCCGCGAGAAUUAACCGAUAUUAAAUUCUGAAAAAUGCAGGAAGAGGCGGGGGAGCAGAAAGGCAAGGGUAAAUGCAGCCGCUACCGAGACACGGCGCGCGAGAUCCACAGGCAGCUGAAAAAGGCGGCCUGUUUGAUCCCGCUGGUCGAAAUGUGUGACUUGGACUUCCAGCGUUGUCGGGACAAUGCGAGUGAAAAGGCCCCGCAGCAAACGGAAGCGAACGGAUGUCUUGAAAAUAACAACAGCAUCGCACCAGAUAAGAUCAUGCACGGCGGCUCUGUGGUCGAGAAUGGCGUGACUUCCAAAAUAAGUGUCUACAGAACCAAGCAGCUUUCCAUGGUGAGCACACCGAGGAGAUCAGAUUCCAUUCCAGCAGACGAGGAGUCGUCAGUGCAGAGAAUCGCCUCGAGCAGGGAGGCCAGCAUGCAGCUCAACUACAUCACGGAACGCAUUUUGGCCCUGUGGCUGCCGGCCGACGGAGCCACCGAGGCCCGCGCCGGCAUGAUGAGGGCCGCUGCCCUGCUCAGGAACAAGCACGGCGACCACUACAUGAUAUUCAACUUGUCGCCAAGAUCUGUGGCCCGAGGCCCAUUAGAAGAGACUGAAGACAUGUGCGUGCGCGAGUUGGGCUGGGCGCGGGGUUUGGCGCCCCCUCUGGAGCGGCUGUGCGCCCUUUGCAAGGAGCUGGACGCCUGGUUGUGCGCCGGGUCGCAGCGCCUCGCCGUUUUGUCCGCCCAGAGCAACGCGGGCAGGGAGCGUCUGGGGGUGGCCGUGUCGGCGUUCAUGCACUACUCCCUGAUUUGUGGCAGCGACGACCAGGCCCUCGACAGAUACGCAAUGGCCCGAUUCCUCGAGGAAAGGGUCGGAGAUUUCUUGCAACCUUCCAAUAAGAGAUAUUUGAACUACUUUGCUGGUCUGCUAUCCGGUUCUAUCAAGAUUAACGCACAACCCAUGUACCUGACGCACGUCACCCUCAUUGGCACCCCGUCCUUUGAGCCUGCAGAUGUUCUGCCAUCAACGCCAGAAAAUUAUAACGGCGGCGGUUGCAGACUUUUCUUGAAGGUUUACCAAGGCCUGGUACCAGUGCACACCUCCCCAGUCUACAGAGUGGCCGGAUCCACUAGAAGAUUAACUGUGGCCCUGGACAGAAGUUUGCAGCUCAGGGGAGAUGUCAUGCUGCGCUGUUACCACAGAUAUCCACCUCAUCAAGCACCCACAGUAUCAGGGGAAGGACGGGAGCUAAUAUUUAGUUGCCAGUUCCACACUUGCGCCAUUGCCGACUACAAUUUGACCUUUUCCAGACAAGAGUUAGAUCAUGCUUGCUUAGAUCUUAGAUUUCCAUUGGACGGAGCCGUCGAGCUAACAUUUUCGCCCAGUCCAAGCCCCCGACAACCUAGUCCUGCCCCCACACCCUCAGUACCUGUAGACUACUCACCAGACCCAGUCACUCGGUGGGACAGUCUGGACACGCUGCUCAGUCCGGCCGAAGUCAAUCCGAGCGCCUUCGAAGCUUCGUGCACCACACCUCCUCACAUCAGGGUGGGCACGUCGUCGCCCGGAGUGAGCCAGCCGCUGGGCAUUGACUGCUCGCCAGGUCCAUACACCCCUGGCCCCCUGGACGGCUCCCUUUACGCGACCGUGAGCAAGAAGUCGCCGUCAGGGCACUCGCCCUCGCAGCCAGGCGUGCACAGUCCGCACACAGUCUCGAUGGACUCGGGAAUCUCAUCGGCGGGCAACGGCGGCCAGGCGCAGGCCACCGCCACGGCCACCGACCACCAAAAGAUGCUGGACCAGUUGCUCAACGACAUGCUGCUCACUGUCGAAAACAUCCCCGACCUGCCCGCAUCGCCCAAAACGCAAACCACCUCGGUCAUCGACGGAAUCGACGACAGCCUCAGAGCACUGCAGGAGUUCCAGUUCAGCUCUCCCUCCUCGAAGCCACAGCAACAACCUGCGGCUCCCACGCGGCGGCCACCCCCCUUGAGCAACUCCCCGCCACCGCGACCUGCCCUGCCGGCGGAACUGCAGCAUCAGGAGCAGCAGCAGUUGGACUCCGGCGGCCCCUCCGACGUGCCGUACCACGCGCGCCACGACAGCCGACCCUUCACGUACGGCCUGCCCGACUCGAAGCACUCGUCGUCCGACACCAACACCAUGUCCUCGACCAGCACCAGCACCACCCUCCGCUCGGUGGUGUACAACGGCGACGCCCCCGCCCGCACCCCCGGCCUCGCCAGCCCAAGUCUGGUGCGAAAAGCGUCCUUCGGCAAAAACUCGGCGCCGACCAACGGCUACGGCAACAACACCAACACCUGGAGCCCUGCCAGCAACAACAAGAGCUGGUCCACGCCGGACGCGCACCACUACUCCAACGGAACCACGUCGAAUUUCCACUCGACUUCUGCAACGAGCACCGGAAGACGCGGCAAAUUGUUCAUCGACGACGACUUCGACUCCAGAGAUCUGCUCGACGGGUACCCUGACAGUACCCUGAGUAGCAGCGCCUCCACGAGUAAUGGUGGGCUGACGUGGCUGCAACGCCAGCAGCAAAAGUUGAGGGACCGGAAGGAGCAGCAACUGCGGGCCGAGCGGUAUCCGCAUGAAACCAAGUUGCUGACCGAACUGCGCACCGUCCAGAAUAGAAUCAGCAGACCUAACGGCUCUAGCCCCCGCCGCCCAAGCACUGAGGAUGGCUAUGCUAGCGACACCACCCUCUUGCUGUCCGGAAUGGAGGAUGACCCUCUUGUAGCCGACAGUCCCUCUCCACAGUACAGCACUCCAUUCGCAGUCAAUUCCACCCAUAGCUUCAACCGAGGCAUUUCGGCGCCCUCGUCGCCAAUCCUGCCGAACCGCAGCUCGAGCCGAGAACGCACCCUUCGCUAUCAGGGUCAGGGCAGCGGCAGCCAGAGCCACCACCAGGAACUGGCCACCAUUAUGUCCGGCGUCAAACCCCUCAGCAGACAAAAGUCGGACACUUCGUUCGACCGCGAGAGACCGUUUGUGGCGGUCAAGAGGGCGCACGAACAGCAGCAGCAACAACAACAGCAACAACAGCAACAACAACAGUACAACAGGCGACUGGAUUCCCAAACCAGUUCCCCUGCUUCUCAUUAUUCCCUGCUCGCGGCUCAGCCUGCUCUGGGCCAAGUGAGCCACUACUACUCCAUCAGACAGAAUCAGCCGACCAGGACAUACACCAACGGACACGAUUAUAACAAAUCCCCUUCACUUUAUAACGGGGGUUUUGAUGAGUUUGACGCGAGCAGUCGGCCGCAAACGCCUGCCUUCCCAGUCCACCCUCGCACCCCAUACGCCAACAACAGCGCCAGUCCGUACCCGCAGACUCCCCAGCCUGGCGACAGUCCGUCGAGCGGCCUCCCGCCAAAGAGCCCCACCGCACAACGACGGCUUCGGAUGCGAAAGUGGCCAUCCAAUACUUCUUUGACUAGCCGAGAGCGGUCCAUGUCACCAGGAUCGGACGCACCAACCACUCCGUCCUUGUACGGCGGCCAGUCGAGACGGUCGUCCAUCCAGUCUUCUGGAGGCGAAACUGUGACCCAGGAGGUCAGCCCAGUCCAUGUCAAAUUUGUCCGAGACACGUCAAAAUACUGGUACAAACCAAACAUCUCCAGAGAGGAAGCCAUUGCUCUGCUGAAGGACCAAGCGCCGGGCACAUUUGUGGUUCGCGACUCCAAUUCCUUCCCAGGCGCGUUUGGUCUUGCCCUGAAAGUGGCCACGCCACCGCCAUCCACCCCAGGUGGCACCAGAGAUCAGGGCAACGAACUGGUCAGGCACUUUUUGAUCGAACCCACCUCCAGGGGCGUCAAACUCAAGGGAUGUGCCAAUGAGCCCGUUUUCAGUUCGCUCUCAGCCCUGGUAUAUCAACACUCCAUCACAGCCAUUGCCCUACCCUGCCGACUUGUGCUCCCUGAGAAGGACAUUGCCCACAACGACGGACGAGGGACCCUGAGCAUGACCCAGCAAUUGCUCGCCCAGGGAGCAGCGUGCAACGUGCUCUAUUUGAUCACCGUGGACACCGAGUCGCUGACGGGCCCUCAAGCCAUCAGAAGGGCAGUUGCGCAGCUUUUCGCCUCCAGACCGCUUCCCAAAGCCACCAUUGUGCACUUCAAGGUGGCCAGCCAGGGCAUCACUCUGACGGACAACAGGAGGACCUUGUUCUUCAGGCGCCACUACCCAGUCAAUACCAUCUCCUUCUGUGGCCAAGACCCUGACGACCACCGGUGGAGCCAGAAGAGUGAAGAUACUGGCAUGCCCAUCAGCUCCAAUCGGUGCUUUGGAUUUGUGGCGCGAAAGCAGGGCAGUCUGACUGCCGACAACCAGUGCCACUUGUUUGCCGAACUUGAACCUGAGCAGCCCGCGACGGCCAUUGUAAAUUUUGUGUCCAAAGUCAUGAUGACCGGCAGCCACAGUCCGUCUCUGGGUGGGAAAGUCGUCUAGCAAGAGAGAAUCACCGCAGAGAGCCUUACGAAUGUUAUAUUUGUAAAUUUGCCGAGAGCAUGUUAAAUAAUAACUGUACCAAAAUCACUGUGUAUAAAUGUUGUUAUUGUUGACGUUGGAAAAGUAUAUUUAAAUCAGAAAAAGAUUUCUAUUUGAAAUUGGCUGAGAAAGAAAGUCACACAUGUUGAGAUAAUCGAAAGUAAACAUAAAAAUUGCGAGUCGCGAACAAAAAUCGUCUAUCGUGGAGUGCCGAUUUUAAUUAUUCUAUUGAAUUUGUAUAACUUAUUUUUAUCUUGAUCACGUACGUAUAUAAUUAUUUUAUAAUUUCGCCUCUGCUACUUAAAGGAGGAUUCAAUGAUUAAUGUGUAGGCAAGCUAACAAAAAUCUUUGUGCCAUAACUACUGUCCGUACUGUACACACAUUUACAAACACGCAGCAUUUUUCAUUUUAUUCACGCUCUAACAGCAACUUUUAACAGAUCUGAUGUGUAAUUCCAUUAUUAUGAUACUAUAAUAUGAAAUGUUCAUUAUAUAAAUCUCACUCUCUACGACCUCUGCAGCUCUUUUAAAUCUUGAUGCACAUAUUAUUAUUAUGUAGUUGAAAGUAUAUAUUUGUCGGGAUAAAGUAAAAAAAAUGAUUAACAUUGCCUUCGAAGUCAAAUCAGCAGAUAAAUUAAUAUUAAAAAUUAAAUCAGUUGAAUGAACUUAUUAGGAUGCAAUUCUACGUAUAAAUGUAAUAAAAUGAAAUAUGUGGAAUAAAUUUAUCUUCUAAAGAAAAAAAAACUGA
Messenger RNA from Neocloeon triangulifer, 5520 nucleotides. It is a transcript of the gene by, whose product is annotated as tensin-1. Gene Ontology annotation, molecular function: protein binding. Bases 310 to 4734 code for a protein of 1474 amino acids. The record is from RefSeq and is a predicted model, not a curated record. The transcript has 23 exons. Lineage: Eukaryota; Metazoa; Arthropoda; Insecta; Ephemeroptera; Baetidae.